AUGCAUAGCUGGCCGUGGGGGCUGCUGCUCACUGCACACACGCUCCUGGCCAUGAGCGCCGGACUGCUGGCGCCCGCCGACCCCUGCCAUGACGAGGGCGGCGCACCCCGCGGCUGCGUGCCCGGCCUGGUGAACGCUGCCCUGGGCCGCGAGGUGCUGGCGUCCAGCACGUGUGGGCGACCGGCCACGCGGGCCUGCGACGCUUCGGACCCACGGCGGGCGCACCCGGCCGCUCUCUUGACGGCCGCAGCGGGGGGCACGGCUGGCCCCGUGUGCUGGCGCUCCGAGGCACUGGUGCGCGCACCCCUCAACGUGACCUUGACUGUGCCCUUGGGGAAGGCUUUCGAGUUGGUCUUCAUCAGCCUGCGUUUCUGCUCUCCGCCACCCGCUUCAGUGGCCUUGCUCAAGUCACAGGACCAUGGCCGCAGCUGGGCCCCACUUGGAUUCUUCUCUUCGCGCUGUGGCAUGGACUAUGGUCGCCCGCCUUUGCCUGCCACUGGCCCGGCUGGCCCUGGGCCCGAGGCCUUGUGCUUCCCAGCGCCCCAGGCCGAGCCCGACGGCGGCGGCCUCCUGGCCUUCAGUGUGCAGGAUGGCAGCCCCCCUGGUCUGGAUCUGGACAGCAGCCCGGUGCUGCAGGACUGGGUGACUGCCACAGACAUCAGAGUGGUGCUCACCAGACCUGCCCUGCUGGGGGACCCCAGGGACUCAGAGGCUGUGGUCCCCUAUGUCUACUCAGCCACGGAGCUGCAGGUGGGCGGCCGCUGCAAGUGUAAUGGGCACGCCUCACAAUGCCUGCUGGAAGCCCAGGGCCGCCUAGUCUGUGAUUGCCAGCAUGGCACCGAGGGCCCCGACUGUGGCCGCUGCAAACCCUUCUACUGCGACAGGCCAUGGCAGCGGGCCACCACCAGGGAUGCCCACGCUUGCAUUGCCUGCUCCUGCAAUGGCCAUGCCCGCCGCUGUCGCUUCAACAUGGAGCUGUACCGCCUGUCUGGCCGGCGCAGUGGGGGCGUUUGCCUCAACUGCCGUCACGACACAGCUGGCCGUCACUGCCACUACUGCAGAGAGGGCUUCUAUCGAGACCCCGGCCGCGCCCUGAGUGACCGCCGAGCUUGCAGGGCCUGUGACUGUCACCCGGUUGGGGCUGCUGGCAAAACCUGCAACCAGACCACAGGCCAGUGUCCCUGCAAAGACGGUGUCACCGGCCUCACCUGCAACCGCUGUGCCCCUGGCUUCCAGCAGAGCCGCUCACCCGUGGCCCCCUGUGUCAAGACCCCCGCCCCUGGGCCGACUGAAGAGAGCAGCCCGGUGGAGCCGCAGGACUGUGAUGCCCAUUGCAAACCUGCCAGGGGCAGCUACCGCAUCAGCCUCAAGAAGUUCUGCCGCAAGGACUAUGCGGUGCAAGUGGCCGUGGGUGCGCGCGGCGAGGCGCGCGGUGCUUGGACACGCUUCCCGGUGGCUGUGCUGGCCGUGUUCCGGAGCGGCGAAGAGCGCGCGCGGCGUGGGAGCAGCGCGCUCUGGGUGCCCGCGCGGGACGUGGCUUGCGGCUGCCCACGCCUCCUCCCCGGGCGCCGCUACCUGCUGCUGGGGGGCGGGUCCGGAGCCGCAGCGGGGGUCGCAGGGGGCCGGGGACCAGGGCUCAGCGCCACCAGCGGGAGCCUUGUGCUACCCUGGAGGGACGCGUGGACGCGGCGCCUGCGGAGGCUGCAGCGGCGUGAGCGGCGGGGGCGCUGUGGGGCUGCCUGA
This is a messenger RNA of Elephantulus edwardii (Cape elephant shrew), 1743 nucleotides long. RefSeq names its product netrin 3 (gene NTN3). Gene Ontology annotation, molecular function: protein binding. The transcript is spliced from 6 exons. Bases 1 to 1743 code for a protein of 580 amino acids. The record is from RefSeq and is a predicted model, not a curated record. Lineage: Eukaryota; Metazoa; Chordata; Mammalia; Macroscelidea; Macroscelididae.